Molecule: messenger RNA, 3197 nt
Organism: Pogoniulus pusillus (Red-fronted tinkerbird)
Lineage: Eukaryota; Metazoa; Chordata; Aves; Piciformes; Lybiidae
Gene: ERRFI1
Product: ERBB receptor feedback inhibitor 1
Exons: 4
Coding region: 166-1563 (465 amino acids)
Biological process (GO): negative regulation of epidermal growth factor receptor signaling pathway; regulation of keratinocyte differentiation
Source: RefSeq, a predicted model, not a curated record
CCAGCGGCGCGCCAGUGACCGGCGCUGUGGCGGCUUGGCGCAUGCGUGCGGCGCCGGCGGGGACAUGCGGGGCUGCGCGACACUGUCGGGGGAAUGAAAGCUGCAGGAAAUCUGUCAGGAGCUGAAUUUCUAGGGUCGUGAGAUACCACCAGAGAGCAGUGCACAAUGACAACUGCAGGAGUUGCUGCUCAGGAGAUGAGAGUCCAAUUAAAAAAUGGCUUUCUUCACACUAGUCAAGGCAUGGGGAGUCUGAAAACCUGCUGGGGUAGCCACAGUGGAUUUGAAAAUACUUUCUUUAAUGUGGACCCUAUAGCUGUGGCAUAUAACUUGAAUCCAUCAACAGAGCAACAUUUACCAUCCACUGGGCACUCUUCCAACCACGCUCUCACAAAUGACCACAGCUUUGCUGAAAACUGCAUCCAAGUCCCACCUCAGAGAUCCAGUCCACCUCCUCUAAGUCCCAAAACCGAGCAGCCUAUCUCAAGACCUGAAGACCACCUCAUUCCUAGCUUCAGCAAACUGUCAUUAACCAUGGGCUGUGUGUUUGAAGAAGCACAUCCUCACCUGCCAACAAAAAAUGGGCCAAUUCAAUUUCUGUCUGUGUCUUCCAGUGACCGUAGCUCCAGGCCUCUCCCUCCUCUGCCCAUUUCUGAAAGCCUUGCUCCAGAUGAGGUUGACAAGGAGGUGGAAUUCCUGACUAGCUCAGAUACUGACUUCUUGUUAGAAAGUUAUGAUCUUCCUCCUUUUAAAUCCAGCGCCCCGAGCCGGCGGAGCUUUAGAGGCUGUGGACAGGUCAACUAUGCAUACUUUGAUACACCAACAGGACCAAAACCAGAAGAUCCCAACCCUACACAAAGCCUCAGUGGAUACAUAUCCAGUAUUUAUCCUCCUCCACAGCAGCUGCAUCGACGUUUACGAAGGUCCCAUUCUGGGCCAGCUGGAUCUCUUAAUAAACCAGUAGUGAGACUAUCUGGACACUUAAACAGGUCUUCUCCAAACUCUGAUGAGGAUAAACCAGAGAUUCCACCAAGAGUUCCCAUACCUCCAAGGGCUCUCAAACCAGAUUACAGAAGAUGGUCAGCAGAAGUUGCUUCUAGUGCAUACAGUGAUGAAGACAGGCCUCCAAAAGUGCCCCCCCGAGAACCUCUGUCGCGCAGCAACUCCCGUACGCCCAGUCCCAAAAGCCUGCCGUCAUACCUCAACGGGGUCAUGCCCCCCACCCAGAGCUUUGCACCUGAUCCCAAGUAUGUCAGCAGCAAAGCUCUACAAAGACAAAACAGUGAAGGAUCUUCCAACAGGGUCCCUUGCAUUCUCCCAAUCAUUGAAAAUGGUAAGAAGGCCAGUUCAACACACUACUAUCUGCUGCCUGAAAGGCCUCCGUACUUGGACAAGUAUGAGAAGUACUUCAGAGAAGCAGAAGAAAGUAGCUCUAACACAGAGGUUCAGUCCUGGUCUGGUGACUGCACAGCCACUUCAGCCCCAGCAAAACUGGACUCAAAACCUAGAAUGGACAUAGCUGGUCACCUGAAACGAAAGCACCUGUCUUAUGUGGUUUCUCCAUAGUCUCUGGGAGCACAGUCUCAGCUCAGUUGUUCAGGAUGGCACUGAAGUUUGUCAUGUUACAAAGCUUUGAGGUUCUCAGAUAAUGAAGUAGGACCAGUUUGUCCUCCAAGAACUGGAAAAUGGAUGAAGUCCUUAUGCUGCAUAUCUCUGAUUUCUUUCUUAGGACUGUGGUUUUUUUUUGGUCUAGCUAUACAUAGCUGGAACCCUACAAAGGUUGCAUAGAAACAUGGAGGGAUAAUAGUCACAGUUGGCCAGUUAUAUGCUACCUAGAGGAUUGUAUUUGGUAGUCAUGUUAUCAACAACAACAAAUAAAAUCAAUCUGUCUUUAUUUAAGAGUUACUUAGAAAGCUGACAGCAGAUAAUGCAGUAGAGUUUUUUUUUGUAUCAGGCAUUUCCAGAAGGUUUUUUUUUUUUCCACACAGUUAACUGCUGAGAACAGACUAUUAUCUUUGACUGGCAUGUGCCAACCUGGUUAGAAGGUAACUGCAAGAUCUGAUAGCCACUUCAAGACUUGGCAAGCAUAUUGGAAGUGUGUUUCAAAAGAUGAAUCUAUUUUAAAACUUAAUUUGACACUAAUAGACUUUAAGUGAGUUAGGUUUUGUGGAUUCUUUCAGUUGCUAGACACACUUGGCUCAGUUUUGCAGUUUUUCCCUAGGAGAUAUUUGGACCAGCUACUACUAAGUCUCUGCUGCUUCUCUUUUCAUGCUGGAUCCAAGGAAAAGUGUGAAAGUGUCCUAAAAGUGGCAGAGGAUAGGAGCAACUUUGCAUUGCUGUUUAGGUACAUGCUCACCUAGAGUCUGAAAUUCUGACUGUAUUAAAUAGAGGAACACAGCACAAGCUGGUCUUGUGUUUAGGUUUCUGUUCAGUAUUUUAGGAGAGGAAGAGGGUAUGAGGAAAAAAACCCAACCCAACAAACGUGAUUCCAUUUACGAACAACAUCAGUCCCAUCUCUUACUGCUUCAGAUGCUGCUGCUUGCUGUUUUCUCCUCGUGCCUCAGCAAUCCACUGAAGUUCACUGAGGUGCCACAUUUGUGCAUUAGCAGUUUUCUCGUGCUCAUUUUGAUGACAUUUAUCUUCUUACAGAUAAGCACAAGAGAAAGGGUGCUCACGGAUGGGAGGCACAGAACACGAACGUGUUCCUCCUGACAGAAAUAAUCAGGCUGUUUACAGUUUAAACUGCUGAAUGAGAGGUUGGAGCUAUUUUAAAGCUUACUUUUUAUUUGUUUCAGUACAAACUAAAUGAAGGUGAAAUACAUGCUAUAGAAAUGCACUGAUAUUUCUGCAUUAUGUACAGUAUUGAAUAAAAAAGAAAAAGAAUUCACUUUGUAUUUUGAAUAUUGUCAUGAGUUUAAUAAAGUUACAAAAUAUUUAUGAUACAUUGGGGUUAUUUUUUUUUUUUUGCUUUAUUGACCAGUGUAUGAAUUUGUGCAUUUGAGUUCUGUGUUUACUGGAAAGUUCAAAGUGAGUCAUGCUAAAUGUGCAACGGAUGUGCAGCUUGGCCUGGUGUUCAAUGAAAGGCUGCAGAAGUGUUCAAUACCUGGCAUUGCACACCAUGAAUUUUAAUUGCUCCUUACUACCUGGUAGCAUGGUGAGUAGAGUUUUGUGCUGGCAAUAAAACAUUCUGUAAGAUAUAA